Messenger RNA from Rhagoletis zephyria (snowberry fruit fly), 1681 nucleotides. The record is from RefSeq and is a predicted model, not a curated record. NCBI's taxonomy places the organism in Eukaryota, Metazoa, Arthropoda, Insecta, Diptera, Tephritidae.
CCCGGUCGCACCAAUCCCACUGUGAAGCUCUUUGUCGUCAGCCUGACGGACCUUGAAAACGGCGGUGAAGCGGUGAGCAGUAGUCCCGUCUCGCCGCCGGCCAAUCUCACCGAAAGCGACUACUACCUCACCUCGGUGGCCUGGUUCGACUCGAGCAGCUUCAUCGCCGUCUGGUUCAAUCGCGUCCAGAACUACUCCACCUACUCGCUGUGCAGCCCGCAGGGCGCCGGCACCAGCGGCGGCAACUGGAGCUGCGAAGACAACCACGUCUACUCCGUCAGCGACGGCUGGAUCGAGAUUGGCAAAGUGUACGUCGGCCCUGACGGCGAGCACUACUACACACUGCUGCCUGACGAGACCCGAGAGCGAAACGUCCAGAUAGUGAAGAUCAACCGCAAGUCCUUGCAGACGGAGUACGUCACCUCGGGCCGGAAGGACGUCACCGACAUUCUGCGCAUCCUACCCUCUGGAAGUGAUCGGACGACCAUCCACUACAUGGCCACCAGGGAGGGGGCCCCCGGCCAACGGCACUACUACAGCGUCGAAGUAGCCACUAGUCGAAAGUCUUUCUUCGGCUCCAACAAACAGCAACAUCAGCAGGCAAAACCUCCUGCCUACAGCGGAUGGCCCAAAGAGGGAAUGGGUAGAAAUUCGGCGGGCUCUUCCAGCUCCUCCUCUAGCGUCUCCUUCAGCGAGCAGUGCCACACCUGUGAUCAACUCGAGCUUAAGCAGUGUCUGUACAAUCGCGUGCAGCUGAGCAGGGCGGCCUCGUACUACGUGCACGAGUGCCUCGGCCCGGGCAUUCCCUACUCGACGCUGGUGGAACGGGAGAGUGAGGCCGACCAGCAAACGAGCACCAGCCGGCGACCCUGGCUCAACAAUGACCAACUGGCGGCCAGUCUGGCCACCAAGCUGAUGCCCACGGUGCGCACUGAGGUCUUCAACACCACCGAGGGAUACUCCCUUAUUGUGCAGAUGUUCAUGCCGCCCUCAUUUGAUGAGAAUCAAAUCGUCAAGUACCCACUGCUCAUUCAAGUCUACGGCGGCCCCGGCUCGCAGAACGUCAAUGAGAACUUCAAGAUGAACUUCGGCAAGUACCUCGCCAGCGCCAAGGACAUCAUCUACGCGUACGUGGACGGCCGCGGCAGCGGCUACCAGGGCGAGGCGCUCAAGUACCAGCUGUACCACAAGCUGGGCAGUGCGGAGAUCGAGGACCAGAUUCUGGCCGCCAAGUACCUCCGCGAGACGCACAAGUGGAUCAACAAGGACGCCAUCGGCAUCUGGGGCUGGAGCUACGGCGGCUACGCGACGGCGAUGAUCCUCGCCAAGGACACCGACGACCCCGUCUUCUCCUGCGGCAUCUCAGUGGCGCCCGUCACCUCCUGGCUCCUCUACGACUCGGCGUACACGGAGCGGUACAUGGGCCUGCCGGUGCCGGAGAAGAACCAACAGAGCUACUUCAAGUCCGAUGUGAUGCACCUCGCCAACAACUUCAAGGGCAAGAAGUACCUGCUCAUUCACGGAACGGCCGACGACAACGUGCACGUGCAGAACUCGAUGGCGCUGAUCAAGGCGCUGAAUCACGCCAAUGUGAUGUUCCAGACGCAGAUCUACCCGGACGAGAAUCACGCCCUGCCCGGCGUCAGCCUCCACCUCUACACCAAGAUGGAGGCCUUCUGGA